AUGCCGCUGGAUCGCCCCAUCCCCGCCUUCUACUGCUGCUACCUUCUGAGGUCCACCGUCCGUCGCGCCAACGUAUAUAUCGGCUCAACCCCCAAUCCAGUCAGGCGCCUCGGUCAACACAAUGGCCUGGCCAAGGGCGGCGCCGCCAGGACCAACAGACCCGCCCUGAGGCCCUGGGAGAUGGCCUGUAUCGUCACCGGCUUCCCCAGCCAUAUCGCCGCCCUGCAGUUUGAAUGGGCCUGGCAAAAUCCACACGUCACCCAACACAUCUCCGAUGAAUCCCGUAUUCAACACGCAACGCAGAAGAAGAGAUCAGGACAGCCCAAGCGCCCCCGGCACAGCGUCCUGUCCCUCCUCUCCAACCUGCACCUCCUCCUCCGCUCUCCCUCCUUCUCUCGAUGGCCUCUCGAAAUUCGCUUCUUCUCCGAAGACGUCUACCAAACCUGGCUGAAGUCUUCGUCAACGGCCGAUGAAUCAAUCCGGGAUUCGAUACCCGUCAUCAGAGAUUUUCCACCUGCGUCAGAAUUAGGAGGAGAGGACAGUGGGAGUCCACAGAUGAAAAGGCGCAAGACUAGUCAUGGUAUAGCGGCACUGGAUGUCGACUACGCAAAUCACAAAUCGCAUGUGGAGAAGGCAAGAGAGGUGAUGCAGUUUGAAAGGGAGGGGAGGUGUGCUGUCUGUCGGAACGAGCUUGAACACGAUGCCGGCAUCUACACGGUCUGCCCGAAUGCGGGAUGUGAGAGUGUUUCCCAUCUCACUUGUCUCAGCAAGCAUUUCUUGGAGUCCGACGAGAGCGCGUCGUUAAUUCCGAUAGCGGGGAAAUGUCCAGGCUGUCAUGCCGAGUUGCGUUGGGUCGAUAUCGUGAAAGAAUUGACCCUACGAAUGAGAGGGCAAAAAGAAGUCGAGAAACUGCUGAAAGGGAAGAGAGUGAGGAAGGCUACUGCUGAAUCCUCUUCGCAAGCUAUGCUUGAGACAUCUGAUUCCAAUGAGUUUUCGGACGAUGAGAUCGAGAGCGAUAUCAUGGAGGAGCUGAAGAUGUUGCAGAAAUUCAACCCGAUAGGAAGCAAGAUGGAUAUGGGCGAUAGCUGGCAUGUUAUCGACGCUUCGGAUGAUUCCGAUACACAGUCAAUUGCUAGCAUAGCAUCGCGGACAAAGAAGGACACCUCGUACAAGACCAACCCUGGUGGUUUGGGCGCCGUGAUCGAGGACAGCGAUUGGGAUGAUGCAGAGAUUCUGGAUUGA
Molecule: messenger RNA, 1242 nt
Organism: Amorphotheca resinae ATCC 22711
Lineage: Eukaryota; Fungi; Ascomycota; Leotiomycetes; Helotiales; Amorphothecaceae
Exons: 3
Coding region: 1-1242 (413 amino acids)
Biological process (GO): double-strand break repair via homologous recombination
Cellular component (GO): Slx1-Slx4 complex
Molecular function (GO): crossover junction DNA endonuclease activity; 5'-flap endonuclease activity
Source: RefSeq, a predicted model, not a curated record